Fusarium musae is the source of this 399-nucleotide messenger RNA. RefSeq lists its product as uncharacterized. Bases 1 to 399 code for a protein of 132 amino acids. NCBI's taxonomy places the organism in Eukaryota, Fungi, Ascomycota, Sordariomycetes, Hypocreales, Nectriaceae. The transcript has 2 exons. The record is from RefSeq and is a predicted model, not a curated record.
AUGUUGUCGCUGGUUGAGGAUGGCGGUUACGGCUGGGUCAUCAUCUUUGUCUGCUUCGUCCACACAUUCUGGAUCAAUCUCUGGGUUGGAUCAUGGGGUAUCCUCCAAGCAGCUCUGCUUCGGACAACCCUCAAGGACUCCUCGCUCAGCGCCCUGUCAUUCGUCGGCAGUCUCGGUGUAGUCUUGGGUCCUGCACUCGGAAUACCGGCUAUCCGAAUCGUCCGUGUCAUCGGAGCUCGUGUAGGCAUGACCCUCGGCAUUUCCAUCUACGGCCUUGGCUGCCUGGCGAACAGCUGGGCUGUCGGCAGUCUCGUCGGCUUGUUCUUUGCCUGUGGAGUGUCAUACGGCAUUGGAUCAGCCUUCACAGACACCUUGUACAACACACUUCCAGUCUUGUAG